AACAACGACAAAUUAAGCUCUCAAAAAACUCGUUUCGUUCUUCUUUUUCUAACGAAGAAGAUUUACGUCUUCAAAUAUCAAAAUCUUGUCUCGAUUUUGAACCUUCAAUAGAUCAUCUAAAUCAUACAUUCAUCCAAUUCCAAAAGAAACCCACGUCGUAAUUUUUCAACUUAUUCGAAACCCUUCGUUAAAAUUCACAUCUUCAAUCGAACUUCAUUUUUUUGUUCUACUUCUACAGAUUGAUACUCAAUACAUCUCACUAGACCACAAAGAUUCAAAUUGCGGAGAGGGGAUGCGAAUCUCAUGUUGCGCGUGUGUACUGCUAACAUGCACUGUAUGAUAGUAUCAUAAAUCUGUGCUUUCCUUGUAAUUUUGGAGUUGAAAUGAUGAGUGGAGUUCUGAAAGUUCGUAAAGAAACGCUUGCGGCUUGCAUGACAUGUCCUCUUUGCAGUAAGUUACUGAAAGAGGCUACCACUGUAUCUGAGUGUCUUCAUACAUUUUGUAGGAAGUGUAUCUAUAAGAAGCUGACAGAUGAAGAUUAUUGCCCGGUAUGCAAUAUUUAUCUGGGUUGUGCUCCGGAGGAGAAGCUUAGACCAGACCACAAUUUACAAGAUCUAAGGGCCAAAAUCUUUCCUUUCAAAAGAAGAAAGGUCAUAGCACCUGGAGCCACUCCUCCAACAAUUCCAUUGCCAGUAAGAAGAAAGGAGAGAUCACUUUCAUCAUUAGUCAGCACUCCUCGAGUAUCAAAGCAUACCACCUUGACAGGAAAAAGAACAAGAGUGGUUGGUAAAAAGGCAGCUGAUUUAGGAGGAUCUGGUUUUGACACUGCGGAACUGGUUAAAAAGGGAAAAGGGGCUCCGGAAGAUUAUCAUGAAAGCACAAGCUUACCCGAAACGCUGAGCAAGAUCGCUCAAAAUAGAAGGCAGGCUUCCUCCUCUGCAGAACCGUCUAACCAUCAAGCACCUAAUGAAGAUCAAGAAAAUGAUAUUGAAUCGGGAGUAUCAAAAAUCCAUCUUUGGAAACCCUUAAACCGCUUAGUUGAAACUGCAAAUAGAAUAAAGUCUCAUAAGUUCACUAUACAAGGGUCUGUUGUCAAGUUCGAACCAGCCAAUGACUCAAGUUUUCAAGUUCGUUUUCCUAAAACCAAAGUCAGCGAUACUUUGAGCAAAUCGACAGUCCAGGAUGAUGAGAAGGGUAGUAGCUCUACUGCUUCAGAGCAUGAGAAACCUAGAAAAUUGCACAGGAUCAGGAAAAGGUCUGCCUUUUCUGAGAGGGAUCAUGUUACAGCUCAAACCAUUAUUAAUAUUGAGGGUAUUAAACGUGACAGAAGAACCAGUCCGAUCUGGUUCACAUUAGUAGCUUCUGAUGAUCAGGAAGGAGCUGCCCCGUUGCCCCAAAUAUCCGCAUGCUACUUGCGUAUACAAGAUGGUAGUAUACCUGUUUCGUGCAUCCAAAAGUAUCUCAUGAAGAAACUUGAUCUUACAAGUGAAUCCAUGGUGGAGAUACGGUGUCAAGGUCAACCAGUUUUUCCCCAUUUACAAUUGCACAACUUGAUGGAUUUGUGGUUAAAGACAUCUACAUCAUCUCAAAGAAAUCCAGUAUCAAUGGGAACCUCUGCCGAGGAUUUUGUGAUGGUGUUAGCUUAUUCACGAAAGGCCCUGCCCUCUUAAAUACUCCAGAAAUCCGCGUUAACGUUCACUUUAAAGACUUCUAACAAAAUGAGUUAUUAGUAACCAGGAUAAGAUGAAAAUUCUACUUCGACAAGGGACUACUCAGUUGGCUCAUGAACCAGGCCAGCUAGGCAUAGCCUAGAGCCUCACAUCGUAGGGGUCCAGAAUUUUAUUAGUAUUGCUAUCCAGACUACUCAGUUGGCUCAUGAACCAGGCCAGCUAGGCUAUUGCCUGGAGCCUCACAUCGUAGGGGUUCAGAAUUUUAUUGGUAUUGCUAUCCAGAUGUAAUUGAAGAACGAUUUUUUGGGGGAGCAUGAUGUACUUAGGCCACCUUCUCCACAUUUAUAAGGGGUGUCCUAAAGUUAGGAAAUGGCUAGGUUAUCCAUUGCCCUUGUUUAACUUAUGACUAACCUAAUAACCUCCCUCCUAAUAAUUAAUAAACACAAAACAUAACACUGUCUUUUAUUAAUCAAAUUUCAUUUUAAA
This is a messenger RNA of Papaver somniferum (opium poppy), 2156 nucleotides long. RefSeq names its product E3 ubiquitin protein ligase DRIP2-like. NCBI's taxonomy places the organism in Eukaryota, Viridiplantae, Streptophyta, Magnoliopsida, Ranunculales, Papaveraceae. Gene Ontology annotation, molecular function: ubiquitin-protein transferase activity. The transcript is spliced from 8 exons. The record is from RefSeq and is a predicted model, not a curated record. Bases 384 to 1670 code for a protein of 428 amino acids.